UCUGUCGCUGCACGUGUCUGAGUGGCGCGAAGCAUGGUUUGACAAGUUGCAUUAAAUAAAUUGAUUAGUGUUAAAAAAUGUCUGUUUUUAAUCGAUUCGCGAGAGAAAGGCAAAUCGUUUGGGAAUGGGUUAGUCAAUUUUUAUGCUGGGAAUAUUGUGCACAACUCAUCGAACAGGAUCCUGAAGAGAAUAAACUUUAUCCUAAGAUAGAAUCAGAAUUUUUUCAACAAUUAGUUGAAUCUAGUAUUCAAGAUAAAGAAGAUUUCACAUUUUAUCGAACUUUAGUGAAAUAUUUAAAACUAACAAAUCACUUACUAGAUGAAAAUGUUUCUAAUGAUGAAUUUCAAUGCAAUUUGGAGACUUGUUUAGACUGUCUGAAUGAGAUAUGCUGUGUCUAUCCUCAACUUAAAUAUUUCGGUCAUCAUUUAAAUAAAUUAUUUCAGGAAAUUCGAAUUGAUUUAAGUUAUCAAGAAAGAUGUAGAGUAUGGAAGACUGUGUUUAAUUUAUCACAAAGUUGCCUUUUAAAUGAAAUCUUAGAGUUACUUCCAAAACCAUAUAUUCUAAAUUUUAUCAAUGGUUUUGAUUUGAAUAAACAUGAUGCCAUUAAUGACAGAUCUUUUAUUGAUAAAGUUGUAGAAUUCAUAAAAAAUUUGCCACUUGAGAAAAAAGACUUCAAUGAAAUAAAAGAAUUGUUAUUAGAAGAUGAAAGGAUAAGAAGUAUUUUAAAUGAAAACACUUCUGCAAAUAAUAACAACAGAGAGACAUCAAGUCCAGAUGGGUCAUACCAAAGUGCUGUUUCAAAUCUUUCUGAUACUUUAGUCAAUGAAAUUGUAACAGAAAAAGAAAUGCAUGUUGAAGAUAGUGACGAAAGUGAUUGUAUACAAGACAAAGAAAUUUGUCAACAAGCAGUUCAUCCAGAUGAGACUAUUGUAGAAAUUAAUAAUAAAACUAAAGAAGCUUUUAAAUCUAGUUAUUUUCAAACACCUGCGCCCUUACAAGAUUUAAAAACAGUUCUUAGAAGAAAUGCCAUUAAACAAAAAAUGACUAUAGAAUCAGAUAAUGAAUUUGAAAAUCUAAAUAGAUCUCCAUCACCCACUUCCAGUAUUUCUUCAUCUGGGAGUGUUGAAGGUGCAGCACGUAAAAGGAUGCCAUGGUCAAUGGAAGAAGAAGAAUUACUAGUUGCUGGCGUUCAGAAAUAUGGAACUGGCCACUGGAAGUUUAUUAUAUCAGAUGGAGGACUUUACAAUCGAACACCGCGUGAUCUUUAUGACAAAUGGAAAAAUAUUAAUAAAUAUAAUCAUCUCGAUAUGAUAAAAGCAAGAUUAAGGAAAAGAUAUGUUCAAUAAAAGAAAUAAAUUUAUUUAUUUAAUAAGAAUUAUAUAUACUUUUCAAUUGAAUGGAAUACUGUAGACCCCCCAUAACACGGUAGAUAA
Centruroides sculpturatus (bark scorpion) is the source of this 1433-nucleotide messenger RNA. RefSeq lists its product as uncharacterized. NCBI's taxonomy places the organism in Eukaryota, Metazoa, Arthropoda, Arachnida, Scorpiones, Buthidae. Bases 78 to 1346 code for a protein of 422 amino acids. The record is from RefSeq and is a predicted model, not a curated record. The transcript has 9 exons.